Molecule: messenger RNA, 1044 nt
Organism: Xenopus laevis (African clawed frog)
Lineage: Eukaryota; Metazoa; Chordata; Amphibia; Anura; Pipidae
Product: oocyte zinc finger protein XlCOF7.1-like
Exons: 4
Coding region: 25-1044 (339 amino acids)
Source: RefSeq, a predicted model, not a curated record
AAUGACAAGAAGAUCCUGGAACUCAUGUCCAACAUCAUCCAGCUGCUGACUGGAGAGGUUGCCAUAAGGACUCAUCAUGUUUCAAUCUAUUUUUCUUUGGACGAGUGGGACUAUAUAAAGGGAAACAAGGAACUUUACGGGGAAGAGAUAAAGGUGGAUCCCCAACAGCUCUGCCCACUGGCAGCCUGUGAGUAUAAAGAUGAGAGCAAUGUUACAGCACAUAUGGAAGCAACUUUAUACUGUAAUAAUAACGGAAAUCAUAUGAACCCUGGAAUGUAUUCAAUAGAACCGUCCCCACCAGCCAAUGGGAUUAAAGAGGAAGCAACUUCAUGUGAAGAGGGAAACCAAUCAAAUUACAGCAUUAAUCCACUUACAGAACAGAUACAGAGAACAGAUACACCUACUCCUAUCAUGGGAUGCAGCCUGAAUAACAGCUUGGCAGAAACUUGUAUAUCUGUUGUUAUUAAAGAGGAAGCUGCUUCAUGGGAAAAUGGAAACCAAUCAGAUUGCAGCAUUAAUCCACUUACAGAACAGAUACAGAGAACAGAUACACCUACUCCUAUAAUGGAAUGCAGCCUCUUAAAAAUGAAGGCUAAUAAAUAUGAUGUAAAUCCAUAUUGGUCACCAAAAAACAUAUUACGUAGAAAAUACAGUUGCAAUGAGGGCCAUAAAUAUCUGAUUCACAAGAGAGACUUUGAUAAACAUCAAAUGACCCACAAAAGACAGAAAUCUUUUUCUUGUUCUGAAUGUGGGAAAUGUUUUGCCUCUUCAUCAGACCUUGCUGUUCAUCUAAGUCAAAUGCACACAGGAGAGAAACCUUUUUCCUCUUCAUCAGGACUUACUGCCCACCAACAAGGAGCCCACAUGAAGGGAAAACCUUUUUUCUGUUCUGAAUGUGGGAAAUGUUUUUCAAAACGUUGUCACUUUGCUCGUCAUCAAAUGAUUCACAAUGGAGAAAAACCUUAUUCUUGUUCUGUGUGUGGGAAAUGUUUUUCAUACCCAUCUUACUGUAACUCCUAUUUGGGCUGCAUAGCACACAUAUAG